Messenger RNA from Salvia splendens (bonfire salvia), 640 nucleotides. Its product is annotated as protein LITTLE ZIPPER 4-like. The record is from RefSeq and is a predicted model, not a curated record. Bases 97 to 438 code for a protein of 113 amino acids. The transcript is spliced from 2 exons. Lineage: Eukaryota; Viridiplantae; Streptophyta; Magnoliopsida; Lamiales; Lamiaceae.
UGGCAGACUCUCUCUGUAUCAAUUUACUGUCUCUUUCUUUCAAUACGUAAGAAGAGAAGAUUUUCCUUUCCUUUUUGCACUAUAUAUAUUGAGCCAAUGUGGCUCAUUCGUCACACAAAUUGGAGCUUCAUUUCAAGAUCAAAGGCCAUUCUUCCUCUCCUCCAAAAAGGUGCUCUUUUUAGAAAAAAAAGCUACAAUAAGAGAGGCCCACCCUCCUUAUCAAAGGAAAAAAUGGAAAAGCUGAACUCGAAAUUGUUGAUGGAGAACUUGUACAUCAUGCAGGAAAAUGAGAGGCUGAGGAAGAGGGCUGAGCUUCUCAACCAGGAGAAUCAGACUCUUCACACUGAGCUCCAGCACCGCCUCGCCAACGCCACCGCCGCCGCCGCCACAACCACCUCCACAAAGGCCAACAAGAAAUUCAACAAACGAGAUAUAUAGUUUUAAGGAGAAUUGGUAGUAGAAAUGGUCGAAAGUAGAUAAAUCGCUUCACUUCUAACUUCUUUUUUUUGUCUUGUUUAUCAUUCGGAUUAUAAUCUGGAAAUUAAUAUUUAGUUUUAUCAUUCAAAUGUUCGUAUUGUUGCACCGCCACUUGAUGGAGGAAUUUAUUUCUUAGUUACUCCAUUUUGCAAAUUAUUUAUGC